CAGAGUAAUCCAAAACUUGCAAGAAGUCUCAUCACACUCUCCAAAUAGUCGGUACCUUGAUUACACGUAGAAUUGCCAAUCUCGCCGGGCCGGAACCUUUUCCUGGAAACCGGCCAGCUCUUCUGUGACCACAACGACUGCAAGAUGAAGCUACAUUUUGAGAUGGAGAUGGAGCAAGAGUUGGAAUGGCUUGAAGCACAAAAGAUGGCUACAAGUCUGGACCUUUUGGCUGCAGCCAAGCGGCAGCUUCAAUUCCUUGCAGCUGUUGAUAAGAAUCGUUGGCUUUAUGAAGGCCCUACUCUUGAAUGUGCCAUCUACAGAUACAAUGCUUGUUGGCUUCCGUUGCUUGCCAAACACUCAGAGUCACCGGUUUUUGAAGGGCCACUGGUCGUGCCUCUUGAUUGUGAAUGGGUUUGGCAUUGCCACAGGCUGAAUCCAGUAAGAUACAAAAAUGACUCUGAGGAGCUUUUUGGAAGGAUCUUGGACAAUUCUAAUGUUGUAUCUUCUGUUCAAGGAGGAAUUUGUAUAAAGCAAACUCAAGAAAUUUGGAAUAAGUUAUAUCCAGAUGAACCUUAUAACUUUGACUUGACCAGAGCUUUGUCCACAACUACCAAUGAGAAGUUCUUGGCAGUUGAAAAAUACACCAAUUAUGAUUUGGUUUCAGCAGUUAAAAGGCAGAGUCCUUUCUAUUAUCAGGUGUGCAGACCUCAUUUCAACAAUGAUAUUUUUCUUGAUGAAGCUGUGGCCAGAUAUAAGGGGUUUCUGUAUCUAAUUAAGAGAAAUGGGGAACAGUCCAUAAAACGCUUUUGUGUUCCAACUUAUGACAUUGAUCUUAUUUGGCACACACACCAGUUGCAUCCAAUUUUUUACUGUAAAGAUUUGAGUGAAGCACUUGGCAAGAUAUUGGAACAUGACGACAUGGAUCCAGACAGGACUAAAGGAAAGAAGUUGGACAUUGGAUUUUCUGGAACUACCAAGCAGUGGGAAGAGACAUUUGGCACAAGGUAUUGGAAGGCAGGUGCAAUGUAUAGUGGCAGAGCACCAUCUCCUCUCACAACAAUUCCAUUCCUGCCAAAUCUCUUGAGAAAAGAUGUGUUAGCAUCAAAUGAAUGUCAAAAGAUGAUUCAACUUCCAGAGGUGAAGAUUGUUGAGGUCCUUUUGGAGUUUGUGAGUGUUAAAAACUUACCAGAGGGGCACAAGGGAUGCCUCUUUGUCAGAUUUAGUAAGAAGCAGCCGGAUGUAUUCUUCAAUGCUAAGCAGAAACUAACUAUUCUAUCAGAAUCUGAAGAAAAACAAGUUGCUUCUUUCCAGUGUGAACCUAAGGGAGAGCUGAUCUUUGAACUUAUUUCACACUCACCUUCCAACUUACUAGUAAAAAACGCAUUUAAAACAAUGGGUACUGCUUCAUUAUCUUUGCAAGACUUUGUGAAUCCAAUUUCUAAACUUAGUAUUGAAAAAAGGGUCGAAUUACUGCCAAGUUCAGGCAAUUUGAGUUCAAAGCCAAUCUGCCUGCAAAUUGCAGUCUCAUUCACUGUUCCCAUCCAAGCACCAUAUGUUCUGCACAUGGUUCAUUCACAAUCACUCUCAAAAAGUUCUUGUCUUUUCCCUUUUCCUGUUCAACAUGCUAAAAUCUGGACACACAUCAAUGAUGAAUAUGGUAGUGAGAUCAUCAGCCUGCAAAUGAGGGAUUCAGCAAAGGGAAAGACAACAGAAAAGAGCAUUCUCAAGAAGCAAGUAGUUGGUGCUAUGAAAUCGGGUGAGACACGUGCACUUGCAGAAUUUAUGAGGACUCAUUGGUCUUUAAUGGAUUCUCAGUGGUGCCUUAAAUUUAAAACAAAAUCUGAUGAAGAUGGUCAUUUUUGUGAGCUCAUUGGCAGUAGGAUGAUCAAAAUUUUUCAUGGCAGAAAGCUGGAUUUUGAGCCCAAACACUGUGAGAAGCAGAGAAACAAACAGGAUUUUUUGACUGCAGUUGAAUUUUCUGCAGAGGAUCCUUAUGGCAAAGCAGUGGCUUUGCUUGACUUUAAGUCUGCCACUCUUAUGGUAAAAGAAGAAUGGUUGGUGCUGCCUGCAAUCGUUUCAUCGUUUAUACUUGCUGAUAUUUUGAAGAAUAAACGGUAUGGAGACUUCAUUAUUAAAGGAGAAAAUUUGGAGAAGUUGGAUGGUAACGUGGAAAAGGUCAGUAGGUUCCACGAGGAAGCCAAACAAAUCAAACAGACUACUUCUGUAGAAAGUAAACUGGAGUUGAAUGGUAAUGCAAUAAAGAGUGGAGGCUGUGGUAGCGGUUGUGGUGGUGGAUGCAGGAACAUGGUAAAAAGCGGAGGCUGUGGUGGCAGUUGUGGUGGUGUAUGUGGAAACGUGGCGAAAAGCGGAGGCUGUGGUGGCAGUUGUGGUGGUGGAUGUGCAAAUGUGGUAAAAAGUGGAGGCUGUGGUGGCAGUUGUGGUGGUGGUGGAUGUGGAAACGUGAUCAAUAAUGAUGGCAAUGGGCUUGGAGGUAUGGUGGAGAGUGCCGAUUGUGGUGGCUGUGGAGCCAGUUGUGUAGAUAAAACAUCAAAUGAAACCAAUAUUGGUAACUCCCACAUUGAUUCUUCCCCCAUAGAAUCACCCACCUAUGCAACUGAAGCAAUAGUUUGAUCAUAUGAAACUCAUAAAUGCAUGCAAUUACUAAAGCAUUCUUAAAUAAGGUUCAUUAGAAAAUGAAUAAGAUUCUCAUCAUGAAGUGUGAUGAAGGAAUAAGGUUUGGUUACUGUGGUAUGUAUCUCUACAUACGGUGUCUAUUACACAAAGUUCUUUACUUCUGCAAUUCAUGUAUCCAACAGUUACUUGUUUACUUAUGUUCUGUUUCUGUGUCCUCUAAACUUGGCGAUUGGCAUAUUUCUGUUUUCUGUAUUCGAAUGAAUUUGUCAUGAAAGCGUGUGAUA
Hevea brasiliensis (rubber tree) is the source of this 2918-nucleotide messenger RNA. Its product is annotated as glycine-rich domain-containing protein 1. Lineage: Eukaryota; Viridiplantae; Streptophyta; Magnoliopsida; Malpighiales; Euphorbiaceae. The transcript is spliced from 9 exons. The coding region runs from base 145 to 2631 and encodes 828 amino acids. The record is from RefSeq and is a predicted model, not a curated record.